This is a messenger RNA of Phragmites australis (common reed), 1102 nucleotides long. RefSeq names its product ras-related protein RIC2-like. The record is from RefSeq and is a predicted model, not a curated record. The transcript is spliced from 2 exons. Gene Ontology annotation, cellular component: endosome. Gene Ontology annotation, molecular function: GTPase activity; GTP binding. NCBI's taxonomy places the organism in Eukaryota, Viridiplantae, Streptophyta, Magnoliopsida, Poales, Poaceae. The coding region runs from base 184 to 834 and encodes 216 amino acids.
UUAGCCCCAGCCGACCAAAAUCCCCCGAGCGCCCGCACCGCACCGCCCGCCGCGCUCGCUGCCGUGCACCCAUUCCAUUCCUUUCCUCUCCUCUUUCCCCACGCCCCACGACUCUCUCUCUCUCUCUCUCGUCCCAAAACCAGAUCGGCGCGGACGGCGAGGCGAGGAGAGCGGAGCGGAGCAAUGGCGGCCGGGUACCGGGCGGAGGACGACUACGACUACCUCUUCAAGGUGGUCCUGAUCGGCGACUCCGGCGUCGGCAAGUCCAACCUGCUUUCCCGCUUCACGCGCAACGAGUUCAGCCUCGAGUCCAAGUCCACAAUCGGGGUCGAGUUCGCCACCCGCUCCCUCCAGGUCGACGGCAAGGUCGUCAAGGCCCAGAUUUGGGACACCGCCGGACAGGAACGAUAUCGUGCUAUCACUAGUGCAUACUACCGAGGUGCUGUUGGAGCAUUGCUUAUUUAUGAUGUCACUCGGCACUCAACCUUUGAGAAUGCUGAGCGCUGGCUGAAGGAAUUGAGGGACCAUACAGAUCCUAAUAUAGUAGUUAUGCUGGUUGGCAACAAAUCUGAUCUCCGCCAUCUCGUAGCAGUUCAAACUGAUGAAGGGAAGGCAUUUGCGGAGAGAGAAUCACUCUAUUUCAUGGAGACCUCCGCGCUCGAGUCCACCAAUGUCGAAAACGCAUUUGCAGAUGUCUUGACUCAGAUCUACCGUAUUGUGAGUAAGAGAGCAGUCGAAGCAGGUGAAGAUGCCGCUUCUGGGCCUGGCAAGGGUGAAAAGAUCAAUAUAAAGGAUGAUGUUUCGGCAGUGAAGAAGGGCGGUUGCUGCUCCUGAGCGGUACUCCUGUAUUUUUUGGAGUUGUGUGAUGUAGUUUAUGUUAUGGCUUUUCCAGCGACAGAGAUUUGUUAGUGGCAUUAGCAACUUCUAUGCUACCUAGAGAGUACUGUCAAACUGAAAAGUUGGGUUAGAUCAGUUUAGAUCUUUCUAUUACUGUAUUGUGUAUGCGGCAAUAGGCACGGUAUUGUUUUUGCUGUGAAUCCAUUGCGACCAUGUUUGAACUUGUGAACUGUUCAAAAUAGAAAUAUGCUUCAUGCUUGCCGAA